Messenger RNA from Hibiscus syriacus, 1068 nucleotides. RefSeq names its product F-box protein At2g27310-like. Bases 38 to 1066 code for a protein of 342 amino acids. The record is from RefSeq and is a predicted model, not a curated record. Gene Ontology annotation, molecular function: protein binding. Lineage: Eukaryota; Viridiplantae; Streptophyta; Magnoliopsida; Malvales; Malvaceae. The transcript has a single exon.
CCCUUGCCCAUUGCUUCUGUCUUAAAACCAAAGAAAAAUGAAUACCGUUAAUUCCACGGCCGUCCGUCAGGGAGGCGUCGCCUCAAUCUCCGCCGUCCAUCCCGACGUCUUCCAAUUCCACAUCCUCGCCCGACUCGACGGCCCUUCCCUCGCCUCCCUCGCCUGCGUUUCCUCUCAAUUACACGCCCUCUCUACGGAAGACCAUCUCUGGCGUAACAUUUGUUCCUCCACCUGGCCUUCCGUCAAUCAUCCACGUGUUCAUCAAAUCAUCUCCACUUUCCCUUCCGGUCACCAUUCUUUCUUCUCCGAUUCCUUUCCGUUUCCCGAUUCCCGACCUUCAAAGCUCGACGUCAACUCUUCCACUCUCCCAACGGAAUUGAUCUUCGCCGUUGACGUUUACUAUCAAAACGAGAUUAUUUAUUCCAAACUCGAAGAAGUCGAUACGUCAAGCAGCUGGUAUUUAUGUUCCCCGUUCCGGUUUGAUCUACUUGAUCCGAAAGAUUGCGCUUCGAUAGCAAUCAAGUGUUCAAACGGCAGUGAAGACGACACGUGGCUCAAACAAAAAGAGGAGAACUUGAGUUUAAGCUUGAUAGUGAUUGACCCGACCCGAAAGAGGGCGGUGAAUAUGUCUAGUAGGAGGGCGGUUUCGGUGCAGCGGCACUGGUUGACGGGUGACGUGCACAUGCGAUUCGGAACAGUACUUUCCGGAGAUAAACGGCGAGGAUCGGCACGAGAGUGGGUGGAGUGUGGGGUGGUGGUCACGUGCUGUGGAAAAGAAGGGGGAGAAAUGCAGGUGAGGGAAGUGAGCAUGGUAAUGGAGGACAUGGAAGGGAAAGGGUUGAACGGGAAGGAUAGUUUGGUAAUUUUGGGAGGGAUUAUAGGGGAAGGUAGGAAGAAGAAGGAAAGGGAUGGCAGUGAAGGGAAAGUGAAAUACAAGGAAUUCCAAGAGAGAAAAAGGGAGAGGAAAGAGGAGAAGCAGAGGAAAGAAAGGCUAUUGGAUUUGGUUUGCAUCACAGUCGGCGUCGCUGGUUUUUUGACAUUUUGGUCGGCGAUACUGUUCAAGUAAAA